GUCACUCUUGUCUCUCCCUCGCCAUGUUCUCCAUGUAAACUAAAAGAAAUUUCUGCUAUACUUACUUAAAAGAUUGUAGAGUGAAUACAAGUUUCAAAGGUAAACUCAAAAGAUGGCCAGUGUGACUUAUCAUAUCUCCAACCUACUGGAGAAAAUGACAUCUACUGAUAAAGAUUUUAGAUUCAUGGCCACCAAUGACUUGAUGAUGGAGCUCCAGAAAGACUCCAUCAAGCUAGAUGAAGACAGUGAGAAGAAGGUGGUUGCGAUGCUCCUGAGGCUGCUGGAAGAUAAGAAUGGAGAGGUUCAGAACCUUGCAGUCAAAUGCUUGGGCCCACUGGUGAGUAAGGUGAAAGAAUACCAGGUGGAGACCAUUGUGGACACGCUGUGUUCCAACAUGCUUUCAGAUAAAGAGCAACUACGAGACACUUCAAGUAUGGGCCUGAAAACAGUCAUUGCUGAGCUUCCUCCAUCCUCCAGUGGGUCUGCUCUGACAGCAAAUGUGUGUAAGAAAAUAACAACACAGCUGACAUCAACCAUCGGGAAAACAGAGGAUGUGUCCAUACAGCUGGAGGCACUGGAUAUCCUCUCAGACAUGCUGAGCAGGCUGAGUGGGACCCUCAUGAUCUUCCACCCUUCCAUUCUGAGCAGCCUGCUGCCCCAGCUCACCAGCCCCCGCCUGGCAGUGAGGAAGCGGGGCAUCAUUGCUCUCAGCCACCUGGUCCCCAGCUGCAGCAGUCCUGUCUUCACCCAGCUCAUGGAUCACCUGCUGGCCGAGCUCACCCGAAACGCCUCCACCUCCACCACACGUACCUACAUCCAGUGUGUGGCUGCCAUCAGCAGGCAGGCCGGCCACAGAGUGGGGGAACACCUCGAGAAACUAAUCCCAGCCGUGGUGAAGUACUGUAAUGUGGAGGAUGAUGAACUGAGAGAGUAUUGCUUCCAGGCCUUUGAGGCAUUUGUCCGAAGGUGCCCAAAGGAAGUGUCUCCCCAUAUCCCAACCAUCAUCAAACUGUGUCUCAAGUACAUCACCUAUGACCCCAACUACAACUAUGACAACGAUGAGGAAGAGGACGAGUCAAUGGAUACUGAAAAUGGGGAAGAUGAAGAUCAAGGGACAGACGAAGAGUACAGCGACGACGACGACAUGAGCUGGAAAGUGCGGCGCUCCUCGGUGAAGUGUCUGGAGGCGGUGGUGAGCACGCGUCACGACAUGCUGCAGGAGCUUUACCGGACUGUGUCCCCAGCCCUGGUGGCCCGCUUCAAGGAGCGCGAGGAGAACGUCAAGAGCGAUAUCUUCCAGGCCUACAUCUCCCUUCUGAAGCAGGCCCGGCCCCUGCAGGGCUGGCUGCAGGGAUCUGACCCCGGAGGCAAGGAGGAUCCCUCUCUGGCUAUACUGAAGAAACAGGUUCCAAACAUUGUGAAGGCCUUACACAAACAACUGAAAGAAAAAAGUAUCAAGUCCAGACAAGGCUGCUUCAAUCUGCUUACAGAACUGGCAAAUGCAUUACCCGGAGCUUUGGGUGACCAUAUUCCAUCUCUGAUCCCUGGGAUUAUGUAUUCACUGACUGACAAGUCCAGUUCCUCCAACAUGAAAAUUGAUGCUCUGUCCUUCCUCAAUGUUCUCCUUGGUACUCAUCCUCCUGAGGUUUUUCAUUCUCAUAUCAAGCUCAUCCUCCCUCCAGUGGUUGCCUGCAUCGGCGAUCCCUUUUACAAGAUCACAUCCGAGGCUCUUCUGGUGACUCAGCAGCUUGUGAAAGUCAUCCGGCCUUUGGAAAAACCCUCCACUUUUGACGCCAAGCCCUAUGUGAAAGACUUGUUUUCCAGCACUUUAAAGAGACUGAAAGCGACAGAUAUUGACCAAGAGGUCAAGGAAAGAGCCAUCUCUUGCAUGGGACAGCUGGUGUGCAACCUUGGAGACCAACUAGAAGAUGACCUCCAGCCCACUCUUCAGAUCUUUCUUGAACGACUCAAAAAUGAGAUAACUAGAUUGACUGUGGUGAAGAUGCUUACCAUAAUUGCAGCUUCCCCUUUGAAAAUUAAUCUGAGACCCAUUUUAGUUGAAGCGAUUCCCAUCUUGGCUUCUUUUUUGAGAAAGAAUCAACGUGCCUUGAAACUAAGCACUUUGAUGGCUUUGGACCUAAUCAUUAAAAACUACAAUGACAGUCUCAAGCCUGCCAUGAUACAGUCCAUCUUGAAUGAGCUUCCACCUUUGAUUGGAGAGAGUGAUAUGCACAUUUCGCAAGUGGCCAUUACGCUUCUUACCUCCUUGGCAAAGGUCUGUCCUUCCUCUCUCUUCAAAAUUGGUGGCUCUGUUUUGUCCGAAGUUUUCUAUUUGGUACAUUCUCCUUUACUGCAAGGUGGGGCCCUCAAUGCCAUUCUUGAUUUCUUUCAAGUGUUAGUUGUGACCAAAACAAGCAACAUGGGUUUCAAUGAACUUAUGAAGGAGCUAACAGGCCCUUUCUAUGGUCCUCAACAAAGUGAUGUGCACGCUGUCAUGCACAGGCAAUCCUACUACUCUGUUGCUAAAUGUGUGGCAGCCCUCUGCUCAACAUGCCCCAAGGAGGCCACGGGCAUGGUUGGUAACUUCAUCCAAGAUGUUAAGAGCACAAAGACAUCUGAUUCGGUGAAAAUCCUGGCUUUUCUUUGUCUGGCAGAGGUGGGACGCACUAUGAACCUCGGAGGGCAAAAAGAGCUAAAAACUGUCAUCCUGGAGGCCUUUUCUUCCUCAAAUGAGGAAGUCAAAUCAUCUGCCUCCUAUGCUUUAGGCAACGUUUGCGUGGGGAACCUGAACGAAUACCUUCCCUUCAUGCUGAAAGAAAUCGGAAGCCAACCAAAGAGGCAGUACCUCCUGCUGCAUUCUUUGAAAGACGUCAUCAGUUCAUCCUCGGCCAACAGCUUGAAGCCCUAUGUGGAGGAAAUCUGGGCCCUUCUUUUUAAGCACUGUGAGUGCGCUGAGGAAGGAACACGCAAUGUAGUUGCGGAGUGCCUUGGAAAACUGACCCUCGUCAACCCCUCCCAGUUACUUCCCCGGCUGAAAAGACAGCUGUCCUCAGGUUCACCACAUGCUCGGAGCACUGUAGUCACUGCAAUAAAGUUUACCAUUGUGGAUAACCCACUUCCCAUAGAUUCGCUUUUGAUGGACUGCAUCGGUGAUUUUCUGAAGACCCUGCAAGACCCUGAUCUGAAUGUCCGACGUGUGGCCUUAGUGAUGUUCAACUCUGCAGCUCACAACAAACCCUCCUUAAUUCGUAACCUCUUGGGUGCUGUGCUUCCCCACCUGUACCACGAAACCCAGACCAGGAAAGACCUCAUUCGGGAGGUGGAGAUGGGUCCAUUCAAACACACUGUGGACGAUGGGCUUGAUGUGAGGAAAGCAGCCUUUGAGUGCAUGUACACAUUGUUGGACAGCUGCUUGGACUGCCUGGACAUCUUUGAAUUCCUCAACCAUGUGGAAGAUGGCCUGAAGGAUCAUUAUGAUAUCAGGAUGCUGACCUUCAUCAUGCUAACCAGGCUCUGCACCCUGUGUCCCAGUGCUGUCAUGCAAAGACUGGACAGACUGGUGGAGCCUUUGAGAGCCACCUGCACUGCUAAGGUGAAGUCCGGCUCUGUGAAGCAGGAGUUUGAGAAACAGGAUGAGCUGAAGCGGUCAGCGAUGCGGGCUGUGGCGGCCCUCCUCACCAUUCAUGAAGUGGAGAAGAGUCCCGUCAUGGCAGAGUUCACUGCCCAGAUCAGAGCCAGCUCCGAGAUGGCCUCCAUAUUCGAGAGCAUCCAGAGAGACACCACCGCCUCCAGUGUUACAGAAACAAUGGAUACCAGCUAGAGAUCAUUGUACCAAACCCAGGCUGUUCUCAAGUAUAAAAAUAAAAAGGAAUUGCAAAAAGUUUUUAAGUCCAGAGAGGAAAAAAUGUUUUCAGGAAGUUUAACUCUCUUUUAAAAUAGAAUACUUUACCUAGUUAUUCAGCAAACAUAUUUCCUUACCAAACUAAACAAAAAGAUUGACUAAAACAAGAAGAGCCACACACCCCUGAAACGGAGACCCUUUUAACUUCCAAACUUCUAAGAUAAAAGAUUAGGUUAGAAAAACUAGAUUGAGGAAAAUGGCUUUAAUUUUAUAUCUAUAUUUAAAUGUUUGUGAAGCACAAUAUUAAUAUGCCACUAAUGUCUCUCUCAAUAAUCAUGUAGAUUAAAAGUACAGUAUAAGCCCACAUUGCAAAAGCAUUACAGACCUAUUGAGCAUGGUUUUAUUAAUGGACUUUAUAUUCAGCUAAUGAAUAAAAUACUUGAUAUAACAGACAGCAAGUUAUGAAUGCAUUGAAAAAUAAUUCAAAUAAACAUUCUAUUAAAAACAUGUUGACAGCCUUUUGUUUUAUGUAUUCUGAAAAUACAUUGCCCAUGUAUUUUUCUUAUGAGCAGCAGGCAGGGAUGGUAAUCAAAAAGAAUAUGUAGCAUAUUAUCAUGUAAAAAAGUUUCUAUUUUAUUAAAAGAUUCCAAUACCCA
Lepisosteus oculatus (spotted gar) is the source of this 4497-nucleotide messenger RNA. RefSeq names its product cullin-associated and neddylation-dissociated 2 (putative) (gene cand2). Gene Ontology annotation, biological process: SCF complex assembly; protein ubiquitination. The record is from RefSeq and is a predicted model, not a curated record. Gene Ontology annotation, cellular component: nucleus. NCBI's taxonomy places the organism in Eukaryota, Metazoa, Chordata, Actinopteri, Semionotiformes, Lepisosteidae.